Molecule: messenger RNA, 2913 nt
Organism: Cyclospora cayetanensis
Lineage: Eukaryota; Apicomplexa; Conoidasida; Eucoccidiorida; Eimeriidae
Exons: 10
Coding region: 1-2913 (970 amino acids)
Biological process (GO): mitotic DNA damage checkpoint signaling; protein phosphorylation
Cellular component (GO): cytoplasm; nucleus
Molecular function (GO): ATP binding; protein serine/threonine kinase activity
Source: RefSeq, a predicted model, not a curated record
AUGGCUCAACAGCAACACCAACACGCAGAGCCACCCCAGCAACUCCAGCAGCAUCCCCCCCGUCAUGAACCUUUACAGAUCCCCCCUGAGCCGCCCUUCCAAACCACGAACGGCCUUUAUUGGGUGUUGAAAUGCCGGGGCCUGCACACGGCCAAACUCCCUACGGGCUCAGUACAACUUCCCGUGUAUAGUCAGCUCGGAUGCGGGCAGUUCGGCAGAGUCUUCGAGGUUCUCCCCGCGCAGCCUCCAGAUUCAGCUCCUGCUUUUGCUGCGACUCCCGCAUCAGACAGAGCCGCAAAAGAAGGAGACUUACCAGCACAGACUGCACCGCCUUCUACAUCAGCAUCUGCAGUGCCCGGAUACGCACAGCCUCCCAGUGUGCUCCCACAUGGACAGCUGUAUGCAGCAAAGCUCUUGCUGCUCUCCAACUUCCCCACCGAAGGCUCAACCGCCGAUUUGGUCCGGGAGUUUUCUCUGUACGGGGACCUCGAUCCUCCAGGUUCCGAAGGCUUAGGUUUUGCAAACGUGUUGAGGGUUUACGGGCUUACCAGCUGCGUUACUUUCUCGAAGCCGUUCGCAGAGGUCUACCUCUCAGGUGUCCAGACGGCUGGUGUGCUAGUGGUGGAGCGAUGCGCCUCUGACUUGGCGGCGUUUGCCCGACUGCUCCACGCACAAGGGAAGUUGAAUCACUCGGCACUCAAAUUUUAUGCUUGGCAGCUCCUAAACGGUGAGCAAGUGCUUUGGGCUCUGGCGCUGAAAGACAGGCUUCAAAAGCUAGGGUCUAGUCUGAGUGCAGCCUGGACAGUCAUGGUUCUAGGAUUUUUGUGUAGCGCGGCUGCAUGGUCGUGGAGUAAUUCACAGGGAUUUGAAGCCCGAGAACAUUUUGGUAGCGGCUGCCAACGUUCCUGGAGGUCAGCAGCUUUUGCGGGAAGGUGUCGCCAUCCUCAAAGUGGCGGAUCUCGGUAUGGCCAGAAAGAUGAGAAGCUACCUAGGACAGGAGCCUGCAGGCAAGGGCGAAAAUGCACUACAUACACUGGGGGAUGCCCUAUCUCUAUUACAUUGGAGCCAGAGGACACGGUUCCAAGAAUAUUUGAAGAUAUAAUAAGAACCUGCGCCUCUUCCCUCCCUCCCCGCGAGGACUCUCCAGCCAACGAGCAGCAGCAGCAGCAGCAACAGCUCCGUCUUGUCAAGAAUCCAGAGGACUGGUGCCUGUUGACCAUGCGGCAGUCUGGCCGCGUGGUGACUCUCCCGUACCGUCCCCCGGAGAUCCUUGCUGCAGCAGCGAAUAACCUGAGUGCUGCUAAGCUCCCCGUUGCGUCUUACUCCUCUGCAUGCGACGUUUGGUCCGUGGGGGUAAUCCUCUUGGAGCUGUGCCUUCCCCAGAAAGCCCCACGACCGCAUCGGUGGAACUUUGCAUUUGUGCUGCACGCGGUAGGCCGUGCGGCGUUUCAGAUGGAGUUUAUGGUCUUGGAAAACAUUUUCAAGGUUCUAGGCAAGCCUCAGGAGCACGAUCAGCUCCUCGACAUGACGAGGUUGGCGGGUGACCAAAGAUCAGACUUGAUGACCUUCCUGGGAGCCUUUCCUGCCUUAUCUCAUGGGGAACGAAAAGCAGCUUUGUUGGACUUCAUCCUUGAGAGGGGCGGGUUGCACCUGGAUGCCCUUGGAUUAGACCUCCUUGCCAGGCUUCUACACGUCUCGCCCGCGCGCCGCCUUUCUGCGCAUUGCGCUCUGUCGCAUCCGUGGUUCAGCGACUUACCCUUUGAGAAAAUGAAUCGACUUGGUCUCUCCUUUCACCUUGCUGAUUUGGAAAUACCGUCCCUAAGGGCAACCCUUCCUUCGCCGCUGCGUCGUUGUCUAGUGGCGUGGGAGUCGCGGGGCCGCUGCCCCUCCAGCACGAGGUUCACUUGCCACGCGUUGCUGCAGCAAGCGUUGCUGCAGCAGCAGCAGCAGCAGCAUCAGCAGCACCAACAGCAGCAGCAGCAGCAACAGCAGCAGGGAUCUCUCGAGGUCGCACGGCCAGGAGACGCUACUCGCCGUCCCAGCAACACCGCAAGUGCACAGAGGCUUCGAAGCAGCAGCCGCAGCAGCACCUCCAGCAUCAAGUCGGUUGCCGCAGCCGGUACGGCUGCGCCUGCGCGGAAGGGCAGCGACAGUGCCCCCUUAGGGCCUCCAGUGGGGGUACUCACCACAAAAUCUGCUUCGCGGAGUUCCUCACAGUCAUGCCUUCCGCUAAACAGGGCAGGCGACCAGAGGCAAAGGCCUGUGCAGCAGAAACAAAGGGAGGGGCCCCCUCAGCCUGCGACUUUUAAGCGGCGGCCUCAGUGCGCGGGUAGCGACGACGAAGUUGUCAGAAGUCCCUGGCGUUGUGCCCGUCCUGCUGCAGUCAGCGCCUCCACUUCUGCCUUACCCUCUCUUCCUCCUCGCCCUCCUGUCACACAACGGCCCCCCCCACUUCCUGGGGGUCUCCCUGUGGGAAAUCCCAUGGCAACAGUAGCUGCUUCAGCUGCAGCAGCAGCAGCAAGCAGAGGCAAGACUGUGUCUCCUUGCAAGUGCCAGCGUGCUACAACAGCGCUGGAGUUCAGGUCCGGGGAUACCACCCCUUACCACGACGCCCUCUCAGAUCGCAGCUGCUCCCCACUUGCUGCCAUGGCCUGUGUUGCUGGACCCGCUGACACUACCGAUGCUGCUCACUGUAACGAUGAGAAUGUGAAUUCGUCCCAAGAUGCGACAGCUAUGGACGCCUCGGCUAACACUUCCAGCACAAGGGCGCGGAAACGGGGGCUCCAUACAGGUGCACUCUUGAGGGGGUCUUUACAGGGACAGGGAUCACUUUGCCCCCCCGAUGCGGCCGAUGGAAAAGGCCAGAAAACACUUCGCAGGGCUAAGAGGCUAAGGAGUGGGUCUGGCACUUGA